AUUUUGCAAAAAGUGCUGACUCACGUUCGAUAUGGGGCAAGAGUGUUCAUUGUUUAAGUUAUUUCUUCAUUACAUAGGCUUGGCAACUCUACUUUCUUUUACCAGUUUUGUCCUAGUUUUUUAUUUGAAGGCACACAGCUGCUGUAGUAUUUAUUAAGAACUUGGAAAGUAAAGUGGAGAGGAAAGUAGUUAGGAAAUUAAUAGCUAAAAUUGUAUUAAAAUAGUUGCAUAUAAAAUCGUCUACAAAUGACAACAUUAUUAUCGAUUUAUAAGUGGAUUUAAAAUAUUUCGAAAUCACAUUUGGGUUGAUGACAUUGCUUGAAUUCGACUUUUAUACAUUUUAUAGGUUAUGAUAAUAUUUUUCAUUAAUUAUGUUGAAGAUAAAUUUAUUGGGAACCUUGGUUUUGAUCUCAAUUCUCUGUAAUAUAACUGGCGGUCACGUGGUUAGCGCGUCAUCUUUUGAUGAAAAUGAGUUUGCUGACUUUGAAGAUUUUGAUGCUGAUGAUGAUUUCAUUGAACUACCGGUCGCUACUCCUGCGACAACAGCUAAAAUGGAAGAUAACGUAGUUCAAAUUAAUAACAACAAAGUUGACAAUGAUGCACCAGCAAUAGAAGCAGACGAAGAGAAGAAAUAUUUUGAUACGGAAGAUGGUACUGUGGAGGAUGACGAUAGUGAAUUUGAACAUUUUCAAGAUGAGGAAGAAUUUGAGGGUUUCGAUGGAAAUGACAGGCGGGAACCGCCUUCGGAUCAUAAGACUGAACCUAAACUAACUGUUGCUAAAAUACCAAUGCAUUUUCGUAGUCAUUGGGAUUCUUAUUGGAUGGAAAUGCUAAUGUUGGCGGGACUUCUGGCUUAUUUCGCUAACUUCUUUGCGGGUAAAUCAAAAAAUGCUAGACUUGCUCAACAAUGGUUUUCUACUCAUAAAAGUUUACUUGAGGACAACUUUGUACUCGUCGGUGACGAUGGUAAAAUUGAGAAUGAAAAUCCUGGUCUUAUAAAAGAGAGCGAAAGCUUGUACACGUUAUGGUGUUCUGGACGUACCUGCUGUGAAGGUAUGUUAGUUGAACUGAAGAUGAUCAAAAGACAGGAUUUAGUUGCACUAGUUGCGGGUCUUAUGCGUCCACAACAAGAUCAAGUGCAUAUAAAAGUGCAACUUUCUCGGAGUAUAGUUGAUGGUUUUGUCUUCUGUGUAGGAUCGAAAAAAACUGUUACCAAGUUUUUUAAGGAAUAUGCAGACUUGAACAAGUACUGCACCCUAGUCAGUAAGCCAGAAGAUCGGUACAAUAUGCCGAGUGGAUUUAGCGUACUUUCUGAAAUACCAGAAGCAACUUCAGCCGUGCUGGAGUCGCGUGUAGUUUCUGCUUUAAAUAAAUAUCAAUCAUAUAUUGAUUAUAUACAUAUAUCGGAUCAAUUUAGCGGUCCGAUUCAACAGGAAGAUGCAAACAAUUUGAAGCAGCCUGAGACGAAAAGCAUGUUAAUGGCUGGAUUCAAUUUACCAACAAACGUUGAAAUGGAGACUGUUAAACCUUUACUUAUACUUAUAUUUUAUUUAAUGGAACGUUUAAAAGUUUAUCGCAUGUCAAAGGAGGGUAAAGGUAAGGCCGACAAAAACCGUUUACGCGUGGAAGAGGAGUUUCUUAAAAGCACUCACGCUGCUCGUGCUGAAGCUGCUGCCCAACGUCGUGAAGACAAACGCAAACUAGAGAAGGAGCGCGUAUUAGCGGAGGACGAUCCUGAAAAGCAGCGUCGGUGGGAACUAAAAGAACAAAAGCGCCAAGCGAAAAAAAAUGGUCCAAAAAUGAAACGUUUAGCAGUUAAGACCGUUUAAGCUUUUAGCUCAAAAGUUAUUGUUCAAAUGGGUAUUUUUUUAUCAUUUUGUCUUUAAAAUGUAAAUAUGUACCUUGGAGAUAUUCAAGUUAAAAAGUUAAAAUAAACUAGUGCCAGCUAAUAAG
Messenger RNA from Teleopsis dalmanni, 1953 nucleotides. RefSeq names its product coiled-coil domain-containing protein 47. Gene Ontology annotation, biological process: endoplasmic reticulum calcium ion homeostasis. The record is from RefSeq and is a predicted model, not a curated record. Gene Ontology annotation, cellular component: endoplasmic reticulum. Bases 372 to 1829 code for a protein of 485 amino acids. The transcript is spliced from 5 exons. NCBI's taxonomy places the organism in Eukaryota, Metazoa, Arthropoda, Insecta, Diptera, Diopsidae. Gene Ontology annotation, molecular function: calcium ion binding.